GUAUUGAUACUUAUUUUAGUCGACGACAGUCGCGUGGUUGUGAUACUUGUGUAUUUUAUAUUUUGAAGAAGAAUGUCUCAUCCAGCUUUUGAGGAUGCGGGAGCCAACCCCGGCAUCGAAAUAUGGACCAUUGACAAAUUUGAACCUGUCGCAAUCGACACUAAGAAAUACGGGAAAUUCUAUAAUGGAGACUCUUACAUCGUUUUAAAGACAUCUGGAAGUAAUAACUCGACUCUCGCCUACGAUGCUCACUUCUGGCUCGGCAGCAAAACAACACAAGAUAAAAAGGGUUCAGCGGCCAUUCUGACGGUCACUCUAGAUGACAUGCUAGGCGGGAAGGCGGUGCACCACAGGGAGGUACAGGGGCACGAGUCUAGCAAGUUCUUGGGGUACUUUCAACCAGCCAUCAGAUAUCUGGAAGGAGGCAACGAGUCAGGCUUCACCGAGGUGGAAACAAAUGCUGGUGCUGAGAAGCGACUCCUGAAAUUGACGGGAUGUGACAACAUGAGGAUCGAAGAGAUACCAGCAGAGGCGUCGUCUCUGACAAAGGACCAUUGCUUCAUCCUGGAGGUGGAACACGACAUCUUCGUCCUCAUGCCCGAAGGUGCUAAAGCCACACAGAGAAGGAAGAUCAUCAGCGUCGCCAACACCCUCCGUGAUGACUACCACAACGGAAGGGCCACCAUUGAAAUAAUCGACGAGUUCUCGUCAGAUGAUGAUUUCGGUGUGUUCUUCGAGGCACUAGGGUCAGGGUCCAAGGAUGACUUGCUUGAUGAUGACUCCACCGACGGUUAUACUCGUGAUUCGGUCUCUGCUGUCUACCUGUACAAAGUUCAGCUUGGUGAUGAAUUGGAUCUGGAAGCAUUGAGCAAACCGUACAAGCAGAAACAAUUGGAAUCCAGCGAAAUCUAUGUCCUGGAUACUCCAUGCUCUGGUAUCUACAUCUGGCUGGGUAAUGAUGUGGACGCAGACACGAAGAAGAACUACUAUGACAUCGUGCAGAAGUAUCUAGACGCCAAGGGCUAUCCUUCUUGGGUUCAUGCCACAAGAGUGACUCAAGGGCUCGAGAACUCCAACUUCCAACAAUACUUCCACAACUGGGACACCGUGGGAGGCAAGUCCACCAAAGAAUAUGCUACUGAUAUAGAUGGCGGAUAUUAUUCAGGAGAUGCCGAUGAGUCAGCAGCUGCAGCUAAACAGAUCGGCAAGAGUGCAUCUGCCAGGGGCUACAUGCCAGACAAUGGAGAGGGUUCUCUUACUGUCACCAGGAUCGCAGGAGACCAAGAAGAUGUAACGGAGCGCUUCGAGUCGGGACUGUCGGUGUUCUACCAGAGCGAAGUUUAUGUAGUGAAAUAUCAGUAUACGAACGCAGACGGGGACGACGCCUAUGUUAUAUACACUUGGAUCGGCUCCGACGCAUCAUCGGAUGAUAAAGCAGCCGCGACCACUUUGGCAUCCGAGCUGGAGGAUGAAGUGGACGGCGAUGUCAACGUGGUGAAAGUCCCCCAAGGGAAGGAAGCGAAGCAUUUCCUGAACAUCUUCAAAGGCAAUCUAGCAAUAAUAUUCGGCAACAAGGACGAUGAGUAUAAACCGACCAACGCAAAAAGUACAUAUGACGAUGACAAAAUUAGGCUAUUCAGAGUGGAAGGCACCAAGUUGGGUGUGGACAUGAGGGCGGUGCAGGUGGAGGAGUCUGCUGAUAUCCUGGAAGAUGACGACGUUUUCGUGCUGGAGACUCCUGAUGUGGUUUACAUUCGUAUUGGAAAGGAAUCCAGCCCUGAAGAAACAAAGGCGGCUGUCAAUUUCGUCACAGUGGUAGUCGGCGAUGAGAGGGAGGUGACCGAAGUGGAACAGGGCGAUGAGCCUGAUGAAUUCUGGGAUGCUUUAGGUGGAGCACCUGAUGAGAAGGAUGAGGAAGACGCGUCAGGGUGGCGGAAGACGGUGAGCAGGAGAGUGACCACGCCCAUCAGUCUCACCGCCGUCACCGUUACCAUAAUUGGCAAGAUCAAGUUUGAGGAGCUCUCUCCUGACUUCACACAGCAGGAUCUGUCUGAUGACGGUGUGUAUGUACUUGACAAUGGUGAAGAGAUGUAUCUGUGGCAGGGCGCCAACAUCCCCGAGAGGGUGAAGUCGGCCAGGAGUGAAAUUAUUAAGGAAUAUAUAGAAGAUGAUGGUUUGGAGCGGACUGUGGACAACGCCCUCGUGGUGACAGUCAAGCAGGGCAAGGAGCCAGCAGUCUUCAAGAAGCUGUUCCCCAGCUGGGACGCUGAUAUGUGGGAAAAUCAAACCUCAUACGACGAUAUCAAGAAUGAGACUAAAGCAGCCAACAGUAAAUAAAAACUGCCUUCUAGAAGGAACAAACUAUAUGUUCUACGUGUGGCUUUGCGUGCGUUAUUUUGCCAUGAUUGAUAGGAAUAAGCAGAAACCAAAGUGAUGAUAAGGGAUUGUUAUUUUUUUAUUUUGUGAUAAAAACAAUGUGUGAACUUAAAAAAUAUUUUUAUUCUUUUUUGCACAAUUUACAAUAACUUAUGUAUUUAUAUAAUAGAAUAUUGUUAAAUACAUAUGCCUAAUAUUUACAGAAAUUAAGAUCUUUUUAUUGAUUCGAAUCCUUUAAUAAAUAA
Achroia grisella is the source of this 2621-nucleotide messenger RNA. Its product is annotated as gelsolin, cytoplasmic-like. The record is from RefSeq and is a predicted model, not a curated record. Gene Ontology annotation, biological process: actin filament severing; barbed-end actin filament capping; actin polymerization or depolymerization. Gene Ontology annotation, molecular function: phosphatidylinositol-4,5-bisphosphate binding; actin filament binding. Gene Ontology annotation, cellular component: cytoplasm; actin cytoskeleton. The coding region runs from base 73 to 2337 and encodes 754 amino acids. NCBI's taxonomy places the organism in Eukaryota, Metazoa, Arthropoda, Insecta, Lepidoptera, Pyralidae. The transcript is spliced from 19 exons.